UAAGCAGCGGCGAGAGUGCCCGGCGCGCGCGGGAAACGGAGUCGCGUUCGCAAAUCGAGUCGUAAGAAGGUUUGAGCGUCGGUGGAGACCCCGUAAAGGAACAAGCGCACGAAGCCCGCAAUCAUGCGAGCGUUCUGGAUUUUCGGUGUCGCGUUGCUGAUACAGACACUGACGCAUGUGAAGACUCAGCGGUAUUCAGUGUCGUUACUUGGAGGCAUUCGACCGAGCCGGUCGAGCUUGGUGUCUGCUCGAUGCGUGAACCCUCGGCUCUACUUUCGCAAUGGCCUCACAAGACUGCGCUUCCGAGGUCGCGUCGUGAAGUACAUCUGCCGACCGGGCUACACUCUGAUCGGCGACUCAGUGUCCACGUGCAACGCUGGACGAUGGGACAGGCCCGUACCCAUAUGCGCAGCCCCCGGUUGCCGCCUUCCGACCCGGGACCUCCUACCGCGCGGCACCGUGGAGAACGUCCGUGGCCGGGGCCUGAUGCUGCGCUUCCGCUGCCGCCUCGGCUACUCUCUUCGUGGAGGCGCGACGGCCUUCUGCGACGGCCGCGCCUGGAACGGCUCCGGACCCGUGUGCCUCCCGAGCAUUUCGGACCCCGACCCGUCGUGCGACUUCGAGGCUCUUGACCAGUGCGGAUGGUCAUCCGACCUGAGCAGCGGAGUCCAGUUUUCACGGCAGCAUGACCACGAAGACGAUGACGUGGAGCCCGCUGACAACGUCACCAGUAUCGCCGCAGUGGCCUCUGGAUCUUCGCCCUCCGGCCAUUACAUGGCCCUGGAGAGCCUCGGUCAUCGACUUGCGCUUCAGGACCUAAACCUGCCGGCUCAGUUGGUGUCGCCACCUUACCGCCCUCUCAGGUUCCGGGCCUGCUUCCGCUUCUGGUACCGGCUCUCCUGCAACCUCUGCACGCUACAACUGCUGCUGUGGAAUUCGACAAACCAGACGCCUCUGUGGAGCUCGUACGGACCACGCAAAGGCGGCUGGGCCAACGUCGAAUUGCCAGAAACCACUGAGUACUUCCAGCUUGUUUUUGCGGCGCGCACCAGACAACUAGGUGAGGGGGGCGUGGCCAUCGAUGACGUCAGACUCGGUCCGGAAUGCCAAGACGUGCCGACCGCGGAACCACCACCAGCCACAACCACGCUGCUACCCGAUGACGUCACCACCGAGCUUGAUUCGGGAGACACUUGGGAUACGACACCGUACUCGAGCCUCCCUGCGGUGGACAAGGAAGGCGGGACAGAGGGCAGCUCGGACAACGCCCGCUCCCUUUCAACAAGCAUCGAUAAUGUUGCUGUCACACACGGUCCAGAACAGCGGUCUUCCGAGAAUCUAAAACCUGUGACUACAAAAAACGAGUCGGACGUGCAGCCUAGGUAUUUACAGACUACAGCUCCCGUUCAUUCGUCGUCCUCAUCGUCGUCCACAACACAUACUACGACGUUUCCAUCUGACAUUCUCACGACUAGCCUGGCUAGAACAGAAAGCCCCUCAGCGACAGCGGCCCUCACGACAAGCCAAGUGACAUCGCUUCCAACGCGCGCGGGCGCUGAGGCUAGAGAGUCAUCACUCACCACGUACACACCUUCUUCGCCGACCAGGAACAGUACGAGCUCAAGCUUUUCGCGAAAAACAGAAGUGACCACCGCAGCGAUUCCUACGACGGCGCGUCUCAUCACCAGCAGUUCGCCAAAGCCGUCAACGGUAAACGUAACUUCGCAGACUCGUACGGCCGCCGCAAGUCGUGCGUUCGUGGCAAGUACGUCAAGAACUACUUCCGGCGCAGUCUUGACAACGGCAGCGCCAACACCGGGGAGGCGACCAGGGACGACGGUCGCUUGGCUUCAUCCUACAAGUUGGCAUAACGUGCAACCCAACGUAGAAGGCAAUACGGUGGGACCGGACGUUACGCCUGUAAAGUCCCCAGGAAGCAAGGCGACCACUUCGGCGACUUAUACGAGAAGCCGCAUUACUUCUGGGGGACCGGCCGCGAAAAGCCGCUCUACUGGUCCGGCUGCGGUCACGUUGAAUAGCACAGAUGCAUCCAGACGUACAACGCAUCUGCUGCCGCAAAGCACUAAAGCCACUCGUGCUCACAUCGCUUCUUGUACUACAGCGAACCUGAGGACGGCAUCUAGCACUGUGUCCGCAAGACUACCAUCAAGCGUUUCACCUACUAAAGGCCCUGCAUCAGGAGCGGUCUCGGUCACCGAAGCGACAACCAUAACCCCUCUUACAAAGCCGACCAAGCCAAGGAAGAAAGCCACAGAAUUUUAUACGAAGCCGGCCAAGUGGACAACGCGGAAGCCAGUCAAGAAGCCGGGAGAUUCCACAACUUCGCCUCCCGACGUCCGUUCUUCGACGCCCUUGCACUCGAGCGCAUCGAGUUCAAGCCGACAGACUUUCAGCCUUCCUCAUUCGACGCGACAGUUGUCUUCCGAGGCUCCCAAAUUCAAGCCCGCAGACGACAGCAACCUCGUGAAAGUCGUCACGAAGCCAGUCUGCGGUCCCAACCACGUCCAGUCCCCGGUCGAAGAACGACGAAGGAAAUGGUGUAAUGCUGAAUGACAUCUCCGGAAUGCCGGUGCUACAGGAGAAGCACUCGGCUGCUGCGCCCGCUUCCACGUCAGCCUGGAGCGUUCCUGCCCUUCUCAUUGCCGCUGGCAUCUUAGUCACAGCCUUGGCCAUAGGGACGGCGGUGUACCGAUGUCGGCGACGAUACAGGAACAGUGCGGAUGAUUCGGAGAUGAGGCCCCUCUCCAAGCACGUGGAUGACAGCGCCGAACUUUCGUCCUGAGCACGCUAUGUUCAAUUGCUGUCACUGAGGACAAGUAUUGAACUUCAGCGGCUGUUGUUUUUUUUUUUCAAAGCCCAGGCGAGCGUCUUGUGCGGACAUUUUGAGGCUCAAAGCAGGAUUGGCUUAAUAGAUUGUACGUGCGAGCAUUAUACACGGUCCAGUGUGCCUGCACCACAGAAGAGUUUGAGGCGGGCUAGGCGGGUAUGUUAGCGCUACCAGAUUGUCAUAAUAUGCCUGUACCACGCACGAGGACGCCUGGGAUAAGCUACGUAUAAAGGGGAAAUUUGAUGCCACUGAGCCACGUCAGGGAUGCUCAGUGUUGCAGUUCGAAAAAUCAUGUUAGCCACAUUACAAGUGGUUUCCAGCAAGUAUAUGUUUCCGUGAAGAAAAGAAAGAAAUCAAGGUCUUGUGCAUAGGCCGGAUCACCAGUUAGGUGCAUGCAUCUAGUGUUUUAGCAAUUCACCCAUGAAGUCUCGAUGAUUAUGAGUUUCUUUAACGCAUUAUUAAUUGUUAGCAAUGAGCUGUUCGUUACCGUAUCUGUGUUGUUUAUUCGGACUGUUAUGCUUUCCGCUGCGCGAUGACAGGUUGUUCGGACCCUUGAAAGCGUGCGGUACAACAAUGUGUCAUCGCCUGUUGAUGCGGAGUCGCAGAGCCAUAGAGGAAUGAAACGAGCCUGGCCCCGCAAUGCUCUGCGACUUCAGUUAAAAUCGAUGAGAUGGUAAUCACUGCUAAUUAGGGACAUAAGCGACGCGUUUUCUUGUCCGUUGUGCUCGCCCUACGGUGUUGUCUUCGUAAUAAAGGUAACAACUUUGUUAAAUAAAACAACAGCCUA
Rhipicephalus microplus (southern cattle tick) is the source of this 3635-nucleotide messenger RNA. Its product is annotated as MAM domain-containing glycosylphosphatidylinositol anchor protein 1. NCBI's taxonomy places the organism in Eukaryota, Metazoa, Arthropoda, Arachnida, Ixodida, Ixodidae. The record is from RefSeq and is a predicted model, not a curated record. Gene Ontology annotation, cellular component: membrane.